AUAAGUUUUAAGUAGCCUAGUAGGUGUGGCUGGCUGAAGUGUUUAAUUUAGAGGAUUUCUAUGUGAGUUGGUAGUGUUGCUAUUAGCAGGUUCUGAAGUGUUUGAAAGACCAAGAUGCUACCACUUCAUCAACCUCUGUGGAGUUCAGUUUCUUCUUUGGACAGUGAAGACAUGACAGCAAUGGCAGAGCUUCCUUUCCUCAAAGCUGAUAUCAGAGAUGUAUUUGAAAUUCCUUUGAAAAAUUACUUCAAGUCCCAAAGAAAGAGGAGGAGGAUCUUGGAGAAACCCCAACUUAAGAGAAGAAAGCUUUUGUGUCAUAGGAUGAAGGUGGUAAAAAGGGAGUUGUGUAGGAGUAGGCAUCAAGAGAUGGUCCAGAAACAGGUUCAGGUGGAUGGAAGUCCAGAGGGAGCUCAGCAUCUCUGCUCACCAAUACAGUUUGGGCAAGGACAAGACCAUCUCUCAGCUGCACAGAUGCUGCCCCCUGUUCAACAGCCUCAAGAAGGUGACAAUGUCCACGUGCAGCUGCCGAGGCAGGCAGUGAGAAGAGGCAUGACCCUAAACGUGGGACCACAACAAGUGGUCCAGGAGUGGGAAGCCCCAGAGGUGACAGUGCAGGUGCGGCCUCAGAAGCAGAGCCAGGGAUGGGAGUCCCCAGAGGUGACUGUGCAGGUGCGGCCCCAGAAGCCAAGUCCACAAUGGGAAGCCCCAUUGGUGACUGUGCAGGUGCAGUUACAGAAGCAGGUCCAAGGGCCAGCUCUCCCACAAGUAGUUGUACAGGUACAACCACAGGAACAGAGACAAAUUACAGCUGGUAUCAAGAUCACUGUGCAGCUGCAUUUGGGCUGUGACACAGAAGAGGUAAGCUGCCUCCAGGACCAAGGUGAGGAAAUGUUAGGGAAUGGAGAGCAGCUGACCGCAAAACAAAGACAGGGAGAGCCAAUGGCAAGAUCUGAAGGUGAGAGAGAACUGGCUGUGGUGGAGCUGGUGCCACAGGGGACUCUAAGCCAAAAGCAUGAUCAAGAAGGGGAAAUGACAAAACCACAGCAGGACCAGAGCCAAGAAGAGGAAAGUUCAGAAAUGGUGGAGCUGCAGGAAGUGCAAGUUAAACACAAAGCAGAUUUGGAUGGCACGGUGACAGAGGGGCAGCUGCAGGACCAGAGCCAAGAGCAGGAACAGCUGAAAGCAGACCUGACCCCACAAAAGGAAGGUCAAAGAGCUACAGACAUGAGGCAGGAGCAAGGUGAUGUCCAAGAAGAGUCCAAAGGGAUGGGAAAGGACCAGAAGGAAGACCUGGGGCAAGAAGUUUCUAAGAAACGUCCUCGAGGGACUCCAAAUUAUUUUGUUGCUAUUCCAAUAACAGAUGAUCAGAUUUUGGACAGAAUUGAGGAUGUCCAAGAGCUCAUAUUCACUAAAGAACCUGACCUGUUGAGAGCUCUUCUUCCUGUUCAGACUAUGCACCUUACUAUAAUAGUAGCUCACCUGGGAACAGAAGAAGAAGUAAAAAAGGCUGUUCUAGCACUGAAGCAAAGCAAGACUAAAGUGGAGGCCAUCUUACAGGGCAAAGACCUUAAAAUGACAUUUCAUGGGAUUGGACAGUUUAACAAUCAAGUCAUAUAUGUGAAAAUGUUGGAGGAAAACCAGAAAAUCCUGAACAGAAUUGCAGAAGCUGUGGAAGAAUGCUUUAUUGAAAUGAAUCUUGACAUUUCAGGGAGCAAGGAUUUCAGACCACAUCUUACUUUCCUGAAGCUCUCUAAAGCACCAAGGCUGAAAAGAAAGGGCUUCAGAAAAAUUUGUUCAGAUCUGUAUAAAGAAUAUGAAGACAGUUACUUUGGCACAGAGGUUUUCAGUCAAAUUGAUCUCUGUGCCAUGCGUAAGAAGAAGCAGGAAUCUGGUUACUACUACUGUGAGUGUUCAAUCAAUGUGGGUUCCAGUGCUAGAGAAGAGAGUAAAGAGCAAGAGAUGCAAACACAAGAUGUAGGAGAAACCACCAGUGAAGAUCUUCCAAACAGUGCUGCAAAGACUGAAAUAGGAGCAACUGCUGUAAGCUGUAAGCUUGCCUCGUGUUUAGUAGUAGCUGAUGAUAAGCCAUCUGAAAAUAUUGCUGAGGCUUCAAUUACAGGUUAAGCAAAAGAAAUCAAUGAGGUGAAGGGACAGCCCAAAGCUACAGAUGGGACUUUUCUUACAGCUGGGGAGAUCUGCUCAAAGUCAGCACUUGGUCUGUUGCCAGCAAGGUCAGAUGCGCUGAAGAGUGUGGAAAAGGAACAAGAAAAAUGAAUGAUAAAAGAUAAAAGAUGGCAGCUUGCAGAAAAGUGAAGCAAUGGAAUAUGUACCUGAUCUGCCACCAAGUUCAGGAUAAAGCUGUUGCAGUCCUCAGUGAAGUGAACCUGCACUUGAUGAUGGAGAAGGUGAACAGUCACAGUGGUGUUGAGACCUACCAGACUGAGGUGGGGGGGGGUGGGGAUGGCAAAUGAAUUUUUGGCAGAAAAGGUCUUUUUAGGAGACUCACAAAACAAAGUAGAACAAAAUCCAUGGGGGAAAUAUCACUGAAUGUUGUGAUAAUGAAAGGCCUAGGUCUAAACAAGAACCUGCACUACAGGUCUCUGUGAGCAUCUGCACUAUGAAGACAAAUGAGAUUUGGUUUACGGGAUCAACAGUCAUGCAUGGAUACAAAAGUUGUUGCCAGACACUUCUGCCUUCAUCACAUUUAUUCUUGUCCUGCUUCCCAUCUUGCUCUGGGCCUUGCAGCCCCUGACUUUGCUCCCUCUUCUGCCUGUCUGCCUUCUCCUUUCAAAACUGCCUUACAGCCCUCUCCUCUUGCCUAAUCCCUGCAGCUGCUCUGACCUAAGAAUCCAAACCAUGAUUGUGACACAAUCAUUCAUUUCCUGUCUGCAAGUGACAGAUUACUUCAGCUGUUAACACUGUUCUGUGAAAGCUUUUGUUUGGCUAGUAGCUACUUCAUGGGAAAAUUAUUUUGUAUUAAGUAUUCUUUAGAUAAGGAAAAGGAGAGGGAAAGAAAUCCGUAAUGUUUUUUUUUCAUGUAAAAUGCGUUGAGGACGAACAUGAGGCACAACAGCGUUUUUCGAAACUGCGGUUAUGUCGUAGUCUCCCGUAUAGACAGGUGUUAGAAAAGAGCCGGAUCAAACAGAACCGGGGAAGCGAGAACCAGCAGGUGGCGCCGCCGGGAAAGCAGCGGCGGCCCCGGGGCGGGGAGGGGCGGCCGAGCGGGGCCGGUGGAAGAGGGCAAAGAGACCCUGGGAAAAGGGCCUCCUUCCCUUUUCUGCUCUGAUUGCUCCUCGAAAAACGGUGUUUUAGUCUCUUAAAAUCUGUCUUUCCUUGGAAAGCCUGUAUUUCAAAGAAAGAUGUGAUCAAAUACCGUUCUUUCCUCCCCAAAAAUUAGUAGUAUUAAAUAUAGGAUGUUUUACUUCCCUACAUAGGGCAUGGGAAUACACAUUUGGGCAGGAUGUUUAGGAUGUGCUCUGUUAAAUUAAAAGGCUGUUUUGAACCUGUUCCACUUGUUAUGUGACUUAAAAACAAACAUGCCCACAACAAAACAACAACAAAAAACCCCAAAUCUGAACAAACAAAUGCAAAAACAACCAACCAAAAACCAAAAAAACCCACCAACAACCCCAACAACAAGAAAAGCAACCACCUCCCCACAAACCAAAGAAACAAAACAAUCAAAAAAAGCCAAACCCACCCCAAAUCAAGAUGAAACAAAACCAACAAAAAAAUCCAAGCAACCAAAACAAAGGCAAAAAAAUGCACACCCCCUAUGCCCCACCCCUCCCCAAUACCAACCACCACUAAUAACAGAAACCCAAACAACAACACAUAAACCCACAAAAAUUACAACACAAACCUCCCAAUCUCCUGUAUUUGUGCCCUUUACACAGGGAUGGGGGAAAACUGAAAUCCACCAGCCAGCCCCUGUGCAGGAAGAAAGGGAAGGUUUUGCAUUUAAUGAACCUUCUUUGUACUCUGCAUCGAGGUCUGUGUCAGAUCCCUUGUGCUACAGUUCUUGGCAGAGCAUUUAUUUUUGUGUCACUCCUCUGAAGGUUGUGGACUUUCAAAAGGCUUGUCCCCAAAUGGUCUUCGAAAUGCAAAUUUGAGAGUAGCUGUUUCCAGCUUCUCUGGGGGUCUUCAAAAUGGAGCUAAAUUGCUCAAUGCUAGAGGAAGGCUUUAAGGUUAAUUUGGGGGAGUAGUUAAGAGUGAGACUUCCACAGAGCAUCUCUGUAUGAGCAUGCUCUGGAUGAGUUUGUUUUCUAGAAAAUUUGCUUUAAAUAUGUACUGAGGAAACAGUGUUUCUUAAUGAUUUCUUUAUUCAGAAAAGGGUCAGCAGUGCCAUUCAUCUUGGGAAUUUAAGUGGAUUCAAUGGCCUAGGACCAAGUACACAUUACAACAAGCUGUAUUUCUUCUUACUGAAGAUGUUAAUUAUCUUUUUAUAGACAGAUGGCACUGGAGUGUAGCAAAUGUGUGGUGAACCUGCACUCAUAAAUGUUUGGGUUUUUAACGUGUGCAGGUUCCAAUUUAAGUUUAAUUCUGUUUUAAGACUAUUGUAAUGAUUGUAGGGUAAUUAAUUUCACUUAUCUUGAGAGUAUAGAACACUUGUUUUGGUACAUUAAGUUAAAGUAAAUACUUAAGUUGUACCAUUGUGAUUAAACUUGACAAUUUAGAGUAGUGCUUAAAACCAAAUAUCUACCACAGUAUUUGGUUCUUUAGUCUCUAAUGACAACCAAGUCAAAAUAAGCUUCUAUAAUGCUUCAAAUCAUAACAGUAUGUUUUCAGCCUUAUGAUGGAGAAUAUAAAAUAUGUCUCGAAUUUUGUUGGUGCUCUGCUUUAGCCAUGGGGAUCCAUGUUUUUGUUCCCUGGUGUUUCUUAUUCGAAUUAGUUGAAAUAUAUUUGGUUAUUAGACAGUUCUGAUGUGAGUAGGGCAGGUGUGAGAGUUUCUGAAAUGAAAAUAACUUUAUACUGCUAAAGCAGAUUAAUUGUCCUUUCUUAUGACUACUGUAGAGAAAUUACACCAUAAAAUCUAGGUCCAGACAUGAGUUUGAUUCAGUCUUUAUGAUCCUUGCAUUAACAGUUAUUUUUCUAUGACUUUUUUUUUCCACUUUUAUGGUCUCUAACUUGCCUAUUUUUUUCCUCCUUUGAGCAAUUUGCUGUAAAAGCACUAGUAGUUAAUGUAGAAGAUAAAUGCUAUCUACUAAUUUCUUCUAAUUGAGUUUAGUUUAAUGUAACUUGUUAUUGAAACAAUGGUGCAGGACUGGGAUGGGAGAAACUUGCAUUAUGUAUUACCCACUGGCUGCGUUGUUUUUGUUCUUGUAUUUUUUUUCUCCUCCCUCCCCUCUUUGGGAAAGAACUAAAUGCUGAAUUGCACUGCAAUGAUUAUUGUGUUCCAAAUAGGUUGGGAGCAGGCUUUGACAACAGCAUUUCCCUGCGUCUUGGCUUGCUUUACCUGGAUGUUUGUUAAACUAGGUAUUCUAAUAAACAGGAUGCAAAAGCCAAAGUAUUAGGAAUGCUUUGUAAAUGCUUUGUUACUGGUUGCUCUUAGGCACUUAACAUCAGAUGGGCCUUUGCCAUCUGAAGAGCUGAGGCAGUUCUUGCUUCUGAAUGUUGCCUUUUUGGGGGGCUAGAUGCAACUGAGUAAGAGCCCUGUAUCUGUGGGUCAUCUGCCCCUGCUUGGCUGAGAAGCUCUUGGUUGUACAGUCCCACUCACAUAUCAUCACCCUGACCUGCAGCUGAAGGGCUGCAGUCCUUUAGCCAAGAGAAGGGCUUGCUUAUGGCGCUCUGGAGUGUUGAUGGGGUGAAUCAGACCAAAACUACUUGUUUUUCUGUCAGGAAGUCUUCCAUUUCUUUCCCAUCUCAUUGCCAUGAAACUAAAAGCAGAUGCAGGAUUGAAAGACACCGUGUUAGACAAGUACCCCCAUUCAGAGAGCUGUUUCUUUGGGAAUAUUUAGAUUUAGUUAGAGUCAGAAGGACACAUCUGGGGACCCAUAAAUCCUAAGAAACUCAAUUUAAUUAUAUCGUACAGUUUCCUUCUCACAAACCACUCUCGGGCUUAAAUUCAGGCACUAUGCAGGUUUAACACCUCUGAAGCUGGCUUCCUACCAUGGAUUCUGGUCACUGACCUGUGCAGCAGAAACAUGGAGCAAGUCUUAUAAAGAAACUCUAAAAAGCCUAUAUAUGUAGGUCAGAGCAUACUUUUCACACUCACAGGAAAGAAAUGAAGUGCUUUCUGAAAACCAAGAUAUUUUAGUUAUUGAAUGUCCACCCAGGGCUCUUUUAUUUUCUUUUUCUAUUCUGGAGAUCAGCCAUUGCUUAACUGACCAGUAUUUCUGCAUAGAAAGCAAGUAGUAGUGCAUGUGAAAGUGGUGGUUAAAAUCAGAUCUCCUUAGCUUUUUUUUUAUACUCAGGAGAUAUACUUACAUAGUUAAAUCUGCUCUCAAAAACUGAAAGUACAUCUCCUUUUCCCAUUGUCAGGAGCACUUCCUAGAAUGUGCAAGUUGCUUCAUUACCUCAUUACUUGACCUUCCUUUAGUACUGCUUUUUUCCAUUGCUGUUUAUUUUCUGUGAUACUCCUCAUUCUCCCUAUGCUCAUCUAGUUCAUCAUGGGGUUCCACACUUCUGCCUCUGCUAUGAUGCUUCUGUAUCUGACUGCAUUUCCUAGCUUGUACCCAUUUUCUCCCUUUUUCUGGGUAGUGAACACCCUGCAGUGAGAACAGUGCUUGUUGUACCACUUUCUAUUUAUCCCUAGUGUGCUUUUGUGACUCAGUCUGCUGCUGCAGGACAGGAUGCCCAACAUCACCCCUUCGAGCUGGUAGAGUCUCUGGGCAAGCUCACUUUGCUGCUUAUAAGCCCCUGUUCUGGUUUGCAGAUCCCUUGUUGCAAUGGGGGUGCUGGGCUAUCACAAUGUCUCUGAGCUGCUGUAAUCCUACACGGAAUAACUGAGCAAGUGUACUGCUGACUCCAAAUGGAAACCGAAGCCAGCACAAAAUGGGAUUGCAGGAAGUGUACCAGUAAGCAUACAUCAAGGCCUUGCAGAGCAGCGCUUAAAUAAGCAGCAUCUACAAAGUAUGGUGUAAGAUAAGACAGAAAGGGCACAAGUUCUCCCUGUACUCUUCAAUUUAGGCAGAUGAUGUAGAGAAGCAGCAGCAAAAAGCAGGAUUUGGUGUCAUGGGCUGUCAUAGAAUAAUUUUUGUUGGAAGAGACCUUUAAUAUCAUCAAGUUCAAUCAUUAACCUAACUAUAGCACUAAACCAGGUCCCUACAAACCUCGUCUAUGUGUUUUUUAAACACCUCCAGGGAUGGUGAUUCAACCACUUCCCUGGGCAGCCUCUUCUAAUACCUGACAACCCUUUCUGUGAAUAAAUGUUUCCUAAUAUUUGAUCUAAAACUCCCCUGGUGCAACUUGAGGCCGUUUCCUCUUGUCCUGUUGUCACUUGCUACUCAGGAAAAGAGACUGAUGCCCUUCAUGCUACAACCUCCUUUCAGGUAGCUGUAGACAGUGAUAAGGUCUCUCCUCAGCCUCUUUCUCCAGGCCAAACAGCCCCAGCUCCCUCAGUUGCUCCUCAUAAGGCUUGUGCUCCAGGCCCCUCACCAGCUUCAUUGCCUUUCUCUGAACUCUCUCCAGCACCUCAAGGUCUUUCCUGUAGCGAGGGGGCCAAACUGAACACAGGGUUUGAGGUGUGGCCUCACUGGUGCUGAGUACAGGGGGAAAUGUCUCAGGCUGGCUCCAGCCUUGGGCAUGUAAACAUAACUGGUACUAAUUUGGUGUGCAUGACAUGGGUGCAGAAGGAGGAAAUGGUGAAGGGGACAGAAAUUAUUCUGCCAUGUUUCCAUUUCUGGGACUUCUGGGUUCUGCUGUAGGAUGAGCUGAGGCUGCUGCUGCCCCCGGUAUUCCUGCUCCUCGUUGAGGAACAGGCUCUGUGCUGCAGCCUGCAAUGUAGCAGGUGAUCCAACAGUUGCUGGAGGGACAAUGUCUGCUUAGGACACGAGAAUGCACUGGCCACAGGAACUGGAAUUGCUCCUGCCUUAACUUGGGACCUUUCCUAUGUGCCUGAUGUACAACAUGGCACUGGCAUAGAGAGCUCCCUCCCUCCUUUUGAGUUGCCACUGCUUUCAUGGGCUGUGGGAGGGCUCCAUGACAUUGCCUUCAGUUACAUGACUUGGGUUUUCUUUUUUUCUUUAUUUUUUUUUUUUUUUGCUAACUUGUGGCAGGUUCAGCCUAGCCUCCAAUUUCAAACAUCUCUGACCAUGCUUAUGCCUUUAAAUCACUGCUGUGGUGAGAUCAGCUGUUUCCACAUUACCUUCUCCAUCUAGGACACCUAUUUUACCCUGAGUGCAUAUGUCACUCCGUGUGUUCCACUAGAAUUUGGUUUAUCAGCAAUUGGCUCAGUUCUUUGGGCUAUGUAGAAGUAAUGUGUGUUAGUUGUGCAUAAACAUGAUGAUUUAUAUAUGUCACGUUACUACAAUAUGCAGGAGUGAGCACCUGUAACAUAAUUGCUUACACUCUGUACCGUAACAGAAUUAUUCAUUUGAACAAAAGAUGAUUAAGUUGUAACCCUUGACAGAGGAGAAACAGAGCGAUUCUCAGUAUUCUUGAUAUAACAAGACCUGCUAUUACUUCUAUAUUUUAAGGUGGUAUAAACAGUGUACUAAUUGCUAUUUCAGAGUUAUGAAGACUAAAUACUCCCUAUAUUCAUAAAGCAAAUACUUUUUAAGAGAAGGUUGCAUACUGGAUAUUGUUCCCAUUUACUAUGUGUAAUACAAAUAACCUGUCAUGUGGUAGGAAAGAAAGCAAAAAAGGUUAGGCAAUCCAGCAUCAUAGCACGGAACACUUACCAGCUUGUGUUCAAAAUGAAUAUAUUACUUACCAAUGCCACCCAGGCCACUUGAAGCUCCUGCUGAAAAAACCUUGUCCAUCCUUCACAUUACUAUGUGUAUUCCAUUUUUUGCAUUAAAGCAGAAAUGUUCUAGGACUGUUUUAGGGCUAAUUUUUUAUUUUUCCUGUAAUUUAUAAGCAUUCCAACUGCUCAGAGGAAUCCACAACUCACUCUAAAAUAAUUUGAAUAACUUAUGCCCUAAUUUCCUAAUGAAAAUUUCUAGCUCAGUAGGAGACUGAGUUGUAAAAUGGCAAUUCUAAGCAAAGAAACUGUUGUUGAACCAAAUCUGAUUCUUGUCUCUAGGCUGGGAUUAAACAAAAUACUUAUGUUCACUCUCUUUAUCAGUUUUGCUGAAAAAUGUAGUUUUAUCCUUUUUUUUUUUUUUUUUGGUGGCAGAAUUACCUGAAGCUUAUUUGCCUAGGUUGCAAGUUGUAGAACUGUAAACUAAACCACGAUAUUUUAUGGAAUAUUUUGGAUAGGCACCUAAUACAACUUGUUGGAAAAUGUUGUUGUCAAUAAUCUGUUGCCUAUGUGAGAAUUAAUUCGACCUGCUGGUGAAUCAUUAGGCAGCAUUAAAGAUUUAUCUGAGCAGAGGGCAGGACUAGUUUGCUGAUGAAAUGGAAGAUACAGUAAGCGUUAUCUUACUACUGCUUUAUGAAUGAAAUUACUUUGAAUGUAUCAGUGUCCUUUGACUGCAGGACCCUCAGCUCCCCUGGAUCCAUCAGGCAGAGGCAGCUGGGCAGGAUGGGUGUGUGUGUCACACCAGGAGGCAAUGCUGGCUGUGGCCAUGGUGGCCCUGGGGUGGUCCAGCUUAGGGACAGCAGAGAUGUGUGGGGAGGGAGUGAGGUGACAGCUCAAUUUAGCCAUUGCACUGGAUUCUCCCAUUUGAGGAAAGGAAAGCCUUUUAUUUCCCCACCUCUGCUUGGCUAGGAUGAUGUUAGCAGAGCUGUACAGAGCUCUUAUGGAGGCUGCGAGGAGUUACAGUGAAGUCAGUGCCAGCUGAUGGCAACAGUCGAGUGCUACUGAGCACAGGUGGUGCAGCUGCAAUGUUUUGUGGUUCCUUUUUGUCCACAUUUGACAACCCAAAACUGCAAGGACAAGUGCAACAGAAACUUCACUGACUUUGCCUGUUAUCUUUAAUAGUGCCUUCCUGAUGACACCAGGAACGAUGCAACCUUCAAUCGUGUUAGCUUCUUUUGCCAUUUGAGUAAUUCUUGGGACUCUCUAGGUGCUGUUCUGGCAGCUGACAUACAAACUUGUCAUGGCUAGAAGCUGCUGACCUUCCAUAGCUCAUCUUGUGCCCCUUUCCAUCUUUUCCCAGACUGUCAGUGACAAGCCUGGACUAGCCAGGGGACUACCAAGGCACAGUACUGCUGCAGCACGAGGAGCUCGUGGAUACCAAAACUGUGCCACAGCUUUUAUUGCUGUUUUCCCUGCUGUGUGCCAGAGAAGAUGCAGUAGAACUUUGUAAACACCAUUGCUACGAAGGUGUCAUCACCUUUCCUGCAUGUUAGUCCUCAGAAGUUCCUUAAAACAUGUAAUUCCUUCAUUAAGCAAUGAUGAUGCACCAAAACUCUAAGGGUCAAAAAGAGACAACUUUCUUCCACAGUUUGUUUGUACUAGUCUCUGAUCAGAUGGUGAGAGAAGCAGCCUUAGCACUCAUCCUUUUCUCAGUGCUGUGGUUCCAGAUGUUGUACACGUUGCAGACAGCCACACAGACAAGAACUGUCCUACUACAUUUUUACGCACCAAGUUAGCCCAGAGCAUUAAUCACUACCAGUGCCAGCAGACAGAUUUAAGUUCCCAAAAUCUGAAGUUAUCAUCACUGCAGUAAACUAAUAAGCAGUGUUGGACUUUACCUGUUCUCAUUUUCAGUUUGUCAUUUGAAACAGAAUGACAUCAGCUACCUAAUAUUGCUUGGGUCCUUAAAUAUUCUGCAGGGAGGUCUUUGAAAGGUUGCAAAAGCAUAAGACUUUAUUUCCUGUAAUAUUGUGUGCAAUAAGUCUGAAAGACAGUGAAAUAGAUUAACACUUCAGUGUCUCGCAUGCAGAAAGAGGCUCUGUUAAAUAUGAUGGAUGAAUCUCCUGUUGGAGAUUCACGCUCUGUUCCACAGUAAGCUGCUUGUGUGAUUUGGAAAUGUUACUCCAAAUAAGAUAUUUUUGUGCUGUCAUUACCACAUAUUGGUAUUUGUAUUCUUUUCCCUUUAAAAAAAAUAAAUCUGGUCUUUGCA
Columba livia (rock pigeon) is the source of this 11111-nucleotide messenger RNA. RefSeq lists its product as uncharacterized. The transcript is spliced from 8 exons. NCBI's taxonomy places the organism in Eukaryota, Metazoa, Chordata, Aves, Columbiformes, Columbidae. Gene Ontology annotation, molecular function: protein kinase A regulatory subunit binding. The record is from RefSeq and is a predicted model, not a curated record. Bases 115 to 2124 code for a protein of 669 amino acids. Gene Ontology annotation, cellular component: cytosol.